Podarcis raffonei (Aeolian wall lizard) is the source of this 2037-nucleotide messenger RNA. RefSeq names its product methylenetetrahydrofolate dehydrogenase (NADP+ dependent) 2 like (gene MTHFD2L). The record is from RefSeq and is a predicted model, not a curated record. Gene Ontology annotation, molecular function: methenyltetrahydrofolate cyclohydrolase activity; methylenetetrahydrofolate dehydrogenase (NADP+) activity; methylenetetrahydrofolate dehydrogenase (NAD+) activity. Lineage: Eukaryota; Metazoa; Chordata; Lepidosauria; Squamata; Lacertidae. The coding region runs from base 16 to 1161 and encodes 381 amino acids. Gene Ontology annotation, cellular component: mitochondrion. The transcript is spliced from 10 exons. Gene Ontology annotation, biological process: tetrahydrofolate interconversion.
CCACGGCCUUCGGAUAUGGCGGCGGCGACGACCUGCGCCCCCGUUUGCCGCCGCCUCGUGCUGCUGCUGCUGCGGAGAAGGCGGCGCGGAGGCUCCCCGCGGCUGCCGUCGGCCGGCAAACGCCUCAGCAGCAGCAGCAGCUCCCUCAGCAGCGGUGUCGUCAGGACCACUGACCCUUCCAGGAAAAUGAGGAUGACCACAUGCACAAGCAACAUGGAUAUUUUUUACCAGCCUUCUGCCUCGUACCAAAAUCACCCAAGUACCGAAGCAACUAUUAUCUCAGGGAAAAAGCUGGCUGCCCAGGUCUGCGAGGAGAUACGAAAGGAUGUAGACUCCUGGCUUGCCCUUGGGAACAAGAGGCCCCAUCUCACCGUUGUUUUAGUAGGAGACAACCCAGCCAGUCACACGUAUGUGAGAAAUAAAGUAAAAGCAGCGGCAGCCGUAGGCAUUUGUAGUGAAAUAAUACUGAGGCCCAAAGAUAUUUCUCAGGAAGAACUUUUAGAUCUGACUGGCAGAUUAAACAAGGAUCCAAGAGUCAGUGGUAUAUUAGUCCAGUUACCUCUGCCAGGUCACAUUGAUGAAAGAACUGUGUGUAACACUGUUGCCCCUGAAAAGGAUGUGGAUGGAUUUCAUAUUUUCAAUAUAGGACAACUGUGUCUUGACCAACCUUCUGUUAUACCUGCCACUGCUGCUGCUGUCUGGGAAAUAAUAAAAAGAACAGGAAUACAAACAUUUGGAAGAAACGUCGUUGUCGUUGGGAGAUCAAAGAAUGUUGGAAUGCCUAUUUCAAUGCUUUUGCAUACCGACGGAGGACAUGAAAGGCCCGGAGGUGAUGCUACAGUUACAAUUGCUCACAGAUAUACACCCAAAGAUCAGCUGAAGAUCCAUACACAGCUUGCUGAUAUUGUAAUAGUUGCUGCAGGUGUCCCAAAGCUGAUUACUUCUGAUAUGGUUAAAGAAGGGGCAGCAGUGAUCGAUGUCGGGAUCAACCAUAUCCACGAUCCUCUCACAGGAAAGACCAACUUAGUGGGGGAUGUGGACUUUGAAGAGGUAAAGAAGAAAGCUGCUUUCAUCACGCCUGUCCCAGGAGGUGUAGGACCAAUGACAGUUGCCAUGCUUUUGAAGAAUACAUUAAUUGCGGCCAAGAAGCUUAUUUAUUAAGAUCUAUGAAUUCAAGCCAUUCUAUUUAUUGAUACAUAUACAUUUAUUUUUCUUACAAAUAUAUUUAUUUCUAAAUUGUAUUUAUUCAUGUCAGAAUAUGGACAAUGGGUUUCUUUGCAUACUGACAAAAAUGUUUAUUACUUCUGCUGCUGAAUAUGCACCUACUCUCUUCAUGUCCGGAUGUGUGUGAUUUCUCUACGUAAUUCCAGGCUAAGCACCUGGUCCAAGUUGGAGGUGUGUGGUUUUUGCAAAACAUCCCUCGCCAAUGCGAGUCUCUUUUGCAACAGAAAAGGAGAUCUGGGCCUGAGCUUUAACUGCAUGCCACACUCUAGCCAAGGAUAAUAAAGGGCUCAUACUUUGAACUACAUUAUGCAUAAGGGGGGAAACUCCCAGAACCCAGUAUGCUUGAUAGAAAUAAAUCAGGAAUUUAUCUCUGAAAAGCCAGGUAUCGAUAACUGAACAUGUAUGAAAACGCUAAAAACAAAGUGAAUUGUGUGUGAUUUUUGAAAGCAUGCUUAGUACUGUAAUCCCAAGUCAGAGGUGAAAAAGUCAUUCCAAAGGGAGUUAAUACACUUCAUUGCAGUCUGCUUCUAUGUCUAGUAUUGCCCUCGCGUCCCAAAACACAGUAUCAGUAUCAUUCCUUUUUAGAUUAAUAGAUGUGAGCUGACCAAUUUCAUUCUCAUUGAAGAAGCAUCAUUUCCGUCAAGAAGGGACAGGAGAACUUCUGUAAUAUUAAUUGAUUCCGUAUUGGAGAAUUCAAAAUAUUUUUAAAAUGUCUACAUUAUUGAUCAUCAACUUUAAAAAAUCCUUCUGAAUUGUAUUUCCAUUCCAGUGAACUGUAAUAUUAAAACAAUACCCAUGAUUGCUGAAACUAAA